AGGAAGAAGAAGCGUGAGCGGCGGGCGCGGACUCCCAGGCCAGGAAUCGGUGGUUGGAGAGUCAUGGAAGCACUAUCUAUGCUGGGCAGCCCGAAGGCCCGCCACGAGACCUUCCUGCCCAACGGCAUGAAUGGGGUCAAAGCCACAGGUCGAGUCCCCAUUGGCGUGAUUGGAAGCGGCGACUUCGCCAAGUCCCUGACCAUCCGGCUUGUGCGCUGUGGAUACCACGUGGUCAUUGGGAGCAGGAACCCCAAGUUUGCCUCGGAAUUUUUCCCCCACGUGGUUGAUGUCACCCAUCAUGAAGACGCGCUCACCAAGGCCAGCGUGGUCUUUGUGGCGGUGCACCGGGAGCACUACGCCUCCCUCAGGGGCCUGAGGCCCCUCCUGGCCGGGAAGAUCCUGAUCGACGUGAGCAACAAUACGCGUAUCAACCAGUUCCCGGAGUCCAACGCCGAGUAUCUGGCGUCCCUGUUCCCCGACUCCCAGGUCGUCAAGGGCUUCAACGUGGUGUCUGCGUGGACCCUGCAAGGGGGCCCCAAGGAUGCCAGCAGGCAGGUCUACAUCUGCAGCAACCACAUCCAAGCUCGCCGCCAGGUCAUCGAACUUGCUCGCCAGCUGGACUUCAUUCCCGUCGACCUCGGGGCGUUGUCGUCGGCCCGGGAGAUCGAGAACUUACCCUUGAGGCUGUUCGCCCUGUGGAGGGGGCCAGUGGUGGUGGCCGUGAGCCUGGCCACAUUUUUCUUCCUCUACUCCUUCGUCCGCGACGUCAUCCACCCGUUCGCGAGGAACCAGCAGAGCGACUUCUACAAGAUCCCCAUUGAAAUCGUGAACCAGACGCUGCCCGUCGUGGCCAUGACGCUGCUGUCUCUGGUCUACCUGGCCGGUCUCCUGGCCGCCGCCCACCAGCUCUACUACGGGACCAAGUAUCGGCGCUUCCCGGAGUGGCUGGAGACAUGGCUGCAGUGCCGCAAGCAGCUCGGGCUGCUCAGUUUCUUCUUUGCCGCCGUCCACGUCGCCUACAGCCUCUGCUUGCCCAUGCGCAGGUCCGAGCGCUACCUGUUUCUCAACAUGGCGUAUCAGCAGGUUCACGCAAACAUUGAGAACUCCUGGAAUGAGGAGGAAGUGUGGAGGAUCGAAAUGUACAUCUCGUUUGGGAUCAUGAGCCUGGGCUUGCUGUCGCUGCUCGCCGUGACGUCCAUCCCUUCUGUGAGCAGCGCUUUGAACUGGCGGGAAUUCAGCUUCAUCCAGUCUACGCUCGGAUAUGUGGCUCUGCUCAUCAGCACUUUCCACGUCCUCAUUUACGGGUGGAAAAGAGCAUUUGAAGAGGAAUAUUACCGCUUUUACACGCCUCCAAACUUUGUCCUCGCUCUGGUCCUGCCCUGUAUUGUCAUCCUGGGGAAGAGCGUACUCCUGUGCCCGUGUGUGAGCAGGAAGCUGCGGAGUAUUAAAAGGGGCUGGGAGAGGAGCCAGUUUGAGGAAGACGCUACGGGGACUGCUCAGCAGUUUUCUCCCCAGAGAGUCACGGUGAUGUGACGGAGCAAAGUCCCGCUACCCAAAUCGUCCAUCUUCCCUCACCUCCGCCUCAUCCCUCUGCCUCCGGAGUUGGGGAAAGUUGGCUGCCAGAUCCUGCCGGGGGCUGCUCCACCCAGUUACCAUUUGUUUCAUUCUUCCUGAGUAUUAGGAGUGACUGGGCUGUCAGUCACUUGGUAGUAAGCGCGGAACCAGGAACAGGGUUAGAAUUUCACCGCCGUUCUGUCGUUGCGCUGGUCAUCUUCGCCUUCGUCGUCGUUGCUUUCAUCGUCGUCGCCGUCCCUGUCGUUACCGUGCUGCUCAUCAUCGUCAUCUCCUGUGCUGUUGCCCGAGUGAUGGUCGCGGCAAGCUCAGAGCUCGUGCUGCUCCCGAGGAUGCCCUUGCCUGAAGAGGGAGGUGAAAAACCAGCCCGUCACUCAUCUUUAAAGGUAUUGCGUGUUCCAAACAUGAAGAUAUUUCUACCCAAAGGCCAUCCCAUCAGUCUGACUGGAAUUCCUUGCCUGAGACCACUCCAGCUGCCCAGCAGAAAGCCAGGUCAUUGGUAGUGAAUAGGAACCUGGGGCCCCAGGGCAUCUGUACGUUGGCUCAUUCCACCCUCCUGGGGGGUGCCCUCUGGCCUGGCCUGCUGGUGUCCAGGAAGCUGGGAGGGGCAUGUUGUAUAUCUGCUUGCCGGCAGCCCAGGGGCACAUUGCUCAGAGAUGCCAUCAUGGGUUCUCAUGCCUUGCCAAUCUCCCACAAAGCUAGAGUAUCAUUUGGCCUGGCUGGCCAGUCAACAGAGGGGCUGACAAUACCCAGACGAUGGUCUGGUCUGGUCAGGCCAGAGCCUGGUCAUGGUGAUGGACGGUGCCUCUCUGGGAAGGUGGAGGCUGGCCAAGAGCUUGGGUUCCUCUGGCUUUCAUUCUUCCCAGGAAGGGUCUAUGGCCCCGCUCCCAACCACAGGGCCCCUUCCCCCAGCACAGGAUCCUCCCUUCCCCAGCACAAAAAUCCCCUCUCCCAGGGCAGGACCCAAGGUCCCAGCCUUCUGGAGUCAGGCAAGGAAUUGGGUUCCCAAGAUAAGCAUGCCCCUCAGCAGCAGCCCCAUCUCUGGCAGUGGCUCUUCGGCACCCAGCUCCAAGACCCCCAGCUCUGGAUCAUUGCCGCUGAGAGAGGCACUGCUGCUUUCUCUCCAGCACAGCCAGGUUCUAAGAGAAAAGUUCCCAUUCUCACCAUAGCUGUGGGCCUGGGGCACCACAUGCCAGCCGUAAGCCUGCUGGGCAUCCCUAAAACAGAUGCAUUUCCUGUCUCCUGGGCAGAAUCAGAACUGAAAAAUAUCCACAGGCCAUCUCCACACCUCAUGAACCCCCGAGCCCUCCCCCUUCUCUCCAUCCUCCCCACCCGGUCCUUUGCUCUUGCAACGUGGCAGUGUUCUGGACACCAUACCAGUCUGACAUUCAGCUCCCGCUAGCCCAUGCCUGCUGAAACAUCAAGGGCUGGUGUGCCUAAGGAGGGGCUCCCUGCUGACCAAAAUUCCUCACUGAAGCUCACGGGGUCUCUCAGCCAGUGAGGACCAAGGAGAGCAGAGAUGUGAGCUGCCGCAGAGAGUCGGGGGAGCUGGUUCCUUUGACGGGUUCUCUGAGCGCCGGCUUUGCAAGUCGGCCUCCGCUCUCCAGUGGGAACUCCAGGCCCGGCUAGGUGUGUUGGAGAGCAGGGGUUGGUUCUCAGCCCCUCGUUAAAUUUUUCUCUCAUAUUUUCUCUUAAACUCAGUUGUCCUUGUGGCUGUCCAUAGGUAAAGACCCAGUCAGUCUCAGAAAAAAAUAAGAAGUGUAAAAUAGCCCACUGGCUUCUGACUCUAGUCAAAUUCAAACCAAAGUUGUGUUUGGGGUGACUCACUAGGUCCAGUGAUACAUGUAAUUUGAGAUCUCCCAGGCUUUCUCAGAGGGGAAGGUUGCUUCAUUUUUGUAGUUUUCUUGAGGUUAAAUCAUUUUCAGAAAAAUUACGCCCUUCCCAAAGAUGGUUGCACAUUCCAAUGUUGCCUUUCUGGCUGGAUAUGAUUGGAGGAAGACUGCUGGAAAAUCAUGUGGUGAGAAUUGCUGAAUGUUUCCAGGACUCUCUUCUUCUGGCACAUCCCAGGAGAAACAGACAAUUUUCUGGAAAUUUAGAAAUUGGGCUUCGGGCUUACGCAGGAACCAGAGCGAUUCAUCCUCACAAGAAAUAAGCCGAGACCAUAGUGGCCGCUCGGAAAGGGAUUGGGGUUGGUGAAUGUGGCGGGGAUGGGGGCGGAUGAAGUGGGUGGAUCGUUAGGCCCCUCUGCCCCUAGGCUCUAGGGGAUGGGCACGCCAUUGCGGCUGGGUCCAUUUUUCAAAGGAUGUGUACAAAGCAAGUCCUCUUGGAAAGAUAAAUGAAUUCCAUUCGAUAUGUUCAGCCAAGUCAUUAUUUGCCGUUUGUGCUACACGUGGGAGUCCCUAUCGAUCGAAUCCUCUUGCCAAGCCCAGUGACCUAUUUAUCACCAAUGGGCAUGGUCUCGUUACUUGGGAGAUGUUAUCUCAGUAGAAGACAGACAGUUAUUGGGGAGAUGGGCAGUCCCCAGGUCCAUCGGGCAACCGAGCUGUCUGCAUCAAACGAGCCGGGAGUGGGAAGCCCAAAGGCCAAAGGAAUGGGAGCUGGCACUUUCCCGGAGGAUGGUACAGUUUGUGACCGGAGCAUCAUGGUAGCGUUUGUCUGAGCUGUGCCCCCUGUGAGGGGUAAGAGUAGCAUCCUCUUCUUACUCAGUGAAAGAAUUCAGUGCCACAGCCACAGUCCCAUGCUGCAGUGUUGCCUGCAGUGCAGUGCUGUGAUGUUGCAGUGCUGCAGUGGGUGCUACAGAGGAUGGUUCAGGAAACACUACCCCAUGUAGAACAGAUAGACAUGAGGUCAGGGGCCUGUGAGCUGUGAUUUCCUUUCCAGUAUCAAAGCAAAUGCCAUGCCCCUCAUCCUUUCCCUUUCCUCUAAGAGUUAAUUAACCAUGGCUACCGAAUCAGUCUUGGUGUCCCAUUCUCGUCUGGAAAAUACGUUUUACCCAGCAUAAAACAUCCUAACACCCCAGACUUUUCUUUAUUAGCAUCUCGGUUUCUGACUGCAUUAGCUUCAGCUGCUCUGUGCACCAUCCAGACUGAGACUGUGCUGUGUCGGCCAGAAAAGGGGUGACCAUGGUGAUGCGGGUUGGUCAUUCCUUUCUGGGAAAUCCGGUGUGUGUUUAGGGGGCUCUCAGCCAUCAGGGGGAGGAUGGCCGGGCCUGCCGUUAGCUGGACAGAAGAAGGCUCAAGGGAAGUUCAGAGACUAUUGAGUUGCUUAAACAGCCCCAAACAGGGAGAAACAAAUGAACACAUGAACGUGUGGGCAACGAUUUAAGCCGAAGGGCCCAGUGAGCCUGGGGAAGCCAAGAAAUGGGACCAUCGGGAUGAGAUCGUCGACAGAACAGCCUGCACCUGGCCCACAAGGGGAUCGGAACCUAGGCCCCAGCGCAGCGCUGCCAUCCCCAGCCACUUGGGAGGGACCCUCAAUUGGUCGUGUCAGGUGGAUACCAGACCGUGUCCCUCCUGUGGCGUUCGUCUCCUUGAACGGUCCUAAUGUUUGGAGCUGGUCGUGUGGCCGUGAUUCGGUUGACCAGGACUGUCCGAGUUCAGUAGUUGUAAAGCUGCACAUGGGUCCCCCUUUCUUCUUGGCACAGAUCCAAUAAAGGGUUCGGUCAACUACUGGGA
Molecule: messenger RNA, 5246 nt
Organism: Ornithorhynchus anatinus (platypus)
Lineage: Eukaryota; Metazoa; Chordata; Mammalia; Monotremata; Ornithorhynchidae
Gene: STEAP2
Product: STEAP2 metalloreductase
Exons: 5
Coding region: 64-1533 (489 amino acids)
Biological process (GO): copper ion import
Cellular component (GO): endosome; plasma membrane
Molecular function (GO): cupric reductase (NADH) activity; ferric-chelate reductase (NADPH) activity
Source: RefSeq, a predicted model, not a curated record